This is a messenger RNA of Miscanthus lutarioriparius, 372 nucleotides long. Lineage: Eukaryota; Viridiplantae; Streptophyta; Magnoliopsida; Poales; Poaceae. The record is from the annotation of a GenBank genome assembly.
AUGGAAAUUCCUGAAGUGUACCUGUCCGUGCUCGCUUCGCAUGAGGUACUGCUCGCUUCGCAAAUCUGCCUGAGCCCGGUUCAGGUCUACGUCGUGGUGCUGCAGGAGAUUCGCUCUGCCAUGAGCUCAAUGACUUGGGUCCUAAAGCCGCUGAAAUUCCUCUUCUCGCACUUUGGAACUCUCAAGUCCUAUUUUGAAACAAUACCAGAGUACGACCUCAAGAAAUGUGUGAACACUUUGGAUCACCCAGCUUCGAAGUACAUGGCUGACAUACCAUCAGUGUUAGCUUUGACAAUGUCCAUUGAAGGAGAAAGAGAAUGUGUUUUCGCAAUAGUUCUCUUCCUACUGCCAUUUGCAAGAUUUUUUGUUUGA